GAGUGAGUUGGCGAACAAAAAAAAAAAUAAAUAAAACAAGCGUAAGCAAGCAAGAGAGACAGUUGAAAGAGAGAGUGAUAAGCGCCUCUCUUGUCAGUUGGGGCUUUUAUAAUGGGCCUGGGCCCCACAGAAGCCGUAGUUGAGUUCGAAGACGGACAACGAAACCGUUAAAAAAAGAACAUUGAAUCGGGAAACUUAACUAAAUUGUACAGAUUCAUACAUACCAUAUCAUAAUUUCGAAAAUAAAUUUACUAAAUUCGCAAGUGCAUUGGCUUCUCUUCUUCCCCUUACCGAUUUGUUAAUUAAACAGCGAAAAGCCGCCUUCAGACGUGGCGGAGUAGAGUGCAAUAAAAACACAAAUAAAAAUCAGAAGCAAAACAAAAUCCCCAAAGUGGAAGUGUUCAAGUUAGUAAAAAUACAACAAAAGUGUAUAAAUAUAUGGAUGUGUGCCCGCCAGCGACUUUAAUUAUGUAUAACGAGACACAAAAACAAAAAUAAAACAAAAAACACACACAAAGAAAUCAACAAGUGUGUUUUGACGUCGACGUUUCGUUUGUCUCGUCUGUUGGUCUACUUCGCUUUCAUUCAUGCGGUCAACUCGAAUCAACAUUCAGAACCAACAACAAAUAACAAAAGCAACAACAAUAACAACAACAGAAGCUGAUAAAACGGCAGAACUGUAACCCGCCUCUGCCUGGUCAUUACUUGAAUUAAAACUUGGAUUGCCAACCAUGGUGUCUGGACUGGUGGGAGAUCUAUAACUACCACAGGAAUAACUAACAAGAAUAUACCAUGAAGCAUCCCCAAGAUUUGACAAUCACCGAUGGACAGCAGCUAAUGAAGGUCGAUAAAGUGGAGAAUAUGGAACAGGACUUGCAUGAGUCUGAAUCUGAAAGCCAUAUAAUGCAUUCGGAUGCUUUGUCUGUGGGUCAUCCGGCAACAUCCCAUAGCCCAAUUGGACAUGUCCUUAGUCCCAAUGCGGUGGGUUUGGGCCUGAGCAAUAGCAGUAAUCAGAGUAGCGAGAAUUUCACUGUCUGCAAUGGCAACAGUAGUAGCACUAACAACAACAAUAACAACGUAUACUCUCCCAACAAUAACAACAACAGUAGUGGAAGUACCAGCAGUCAACAACAGCAACAACAACAGCAGCAGCAACAACAACAAUCGCCCACCGUCUGUGCAAUCUGCGGAGAUCGGGCAACGGGUAAACAUUACGGAGCCUCAAGCUGUGACGGCUGUAAGGGAUUUUUCCGGCGGAGUGUGAGGAAAAAUCAUCAGUAUACCUGCAGAUUCUCUCGCAAUUGUGUGGUCGACAAGGAUAAGCGUAAUCAGUGCCGUUAUUGCCGGCUACGUAAGUGCUUCAAGGCCGGGAUGAAGAAGGAAGCCGUACAAAAUGAACGUGAUCGGAUCAGUUGUCGUCGCACCUCCAACGACGAUCCCGAUCCGGGCAAUGGCUUGUCGGUGAUAUCCCUGGUCAAGGCAGAGAACGAGUCGCGGCAAUCGAAGGCUGGUGCAGCCAUGGAGCCCAAUAUCAAUGAGGAUCUGUCGACGAAACAGUUUGCCAGCAUCAACGACGUGUGCGAAUCGAUGAAGCAGCAGCUCCUCACUCUCGUGGAGUGGGCCAAGCAGAUACCGGCCUUUAACGAGCUUCAACUGGACGAUCAGGUGGCCCUUCUGCGCGCCCAUGCCGGAGAACAUCUACUCCUGGGCCUGUCGCGCCGAUCGAUGCACCUAAGGGAUGUUCUGCUGCUGAGCAACAACUGUGUGAUUACCAGACAUUGUCCAGAUCCACUUGUCUCGCCCAAUUUGGAUAUAUCGAGAAUAGGGGCGCGCAUCAUUGAUGAACUGGUUGUGGUGAUGAAAGAUGUGGGCAUUGACGAUACGGAAUUCGCCUGCAUUAAGGCGUUGGUGUUCUUUGAUCCAAAUGCCAAGGGCCUGAACGAGCCGCAUCGCAUCAAAUCCUUGCGCCAUCAGAUACUCAACAAUCUCGAGGACUACAUAUCAGACCGGCAAUACGAGUCGCGUGGACGGUUUGGGGAAAUUUUGCUUAUCUUGCCAGUUUUGCAGUCCAUCACCUGGCAGAUGAUCGAGCAAAUACAAUUUGCCAAAAUCUUUGGAGUGGCCCAUAUUGAUUCCCUGCUCCAGGAGAUGUUGCUAGGCGGCGAGUUGGCUGACAAUUCGUUGCCUUUGUCGCCACCCAAUCAUCCAAACGAUUACCAGAGUCCGACGCACGGAGGCAGCUUAGACGCCAGCCAGGGAGUUAACCCCUCCACACUAGAGACACUGGCUGGGGGUUCCAGUAAUGGUCUGGACAUAGAUGUGCAACACAUCCAGGCACUAAUCGAGGCCAACCAUGCAGAGGACACGUUCCGAGCUUAUGCCGCCAGCUCAGCGGCAGCUGCAGCUGCAGUAGCCGCCUCCACCUCAUCAGCAUCUACCCCUACACCUACAGUGGCUGUUGCUCCGGCUGCAGUGUCCCCGCCGUUGGGCAGUCCCAAGUCACAACAACAACAGCAACAGCAGCCACAUCAGGAGAGUCCGUAUAUUGAUUCCGCUGCAAGAAAUUACAACAACAGCCGAUCCGCCGGCCUACAGACACAACAACACAGUCCACAGCGUAUGCAUCCAUACCAAAGAACCGCCACGUCGGCGUCGCCGGCCGACUCCGCCGUUGGUCUGGGCAUACGCAAUCCCGCGGACAUAACACUCAACGAAUACAAUCGGAGUGAGGGGAGCAGCGCCGACGAGCUGCUAUGUCGCACGCCCCUCAAGAUUCGUGCCCCCGAGCUACUGACCACCAGUCAAGCCAACUAUGUGAUGGAACCCUGUCGCAUGACGCUCAAACAGGAACCCGAAACGGGAUACUAAAACCUUGGUGCAAUGGCCUUCUGUUGGCAUACCCCCUUCCCCCACACCCACAAAUAUACAGGCCCGUCUUGCUAGCUCCUAAGUGCCUAACUAAAACGGAAAUAAAAAACUUACUUAAUUGUUAUGCCUUGAAA
Molecule: messenger RNA, 3002 nt
Organism: Drosophila willistoni
Lineage: Eukaryota; Metazoa; Arthropoda; Insecta; Diptera; Drosophilidae
Gene: Hnf4
Product: transcription factor HNF-4 homolog
Exons: 8
Coding region: 793-2868 (691 amino acids)
Biological process (GO): anatomical structure development; regulation of transcription by RNA polymerase II; cell differentiation
Cellular component (GO): nucleus
Molecular function (GO): nuclear steroid receptor activity; RNA polymerase II cis-regulatory region sequence-specific DNA binding; zinc ion binding
Source: RefSeq, a predicted model, not a curated record